AUGUCUCAACUACCGCCCUCCUCUCAGCUACACCUCCAGAGGAUGUCUCAACCACCUCCCCCCUCUCAGUUGAGGAUGUCUCAACCACCUCCUCCCUCACAGUCACACCCCGUUUCUACCACUCCCAACUCCCCAUCCACCGUGGACGAAUACGACAACGCAUUCCCCCCUUUCUCCGAAAGUAUGCUGCACGCUGUGCAUGUUUUAGAACAGCACGAACAGUCUACAUCCUCGGACCCCCCUCUCCCAACCAAACGACUCUUGACCCCCAAAAAAAAUGCACCCUCGUCCCUCCAUGUACUUGCAGCGCAACGAAAAGCAGUGGCCAAUGCUCAACUCCCUCAAAAUGCCCAAAAUGUAGCCUCCACGCCACCUCAGCUACUGCAAUCACUACGUUCUCCAUUUACUGCACCUUCCUCCGAGAACUCCCUACCCUACAUGACACCAUUGGCUGGACAGUAUGCCCAUCCAUUCAGAACUGCUGACGCUCAUUCCUACCAAGUCCAACAUCCGCAACUCCAUCCACCCUCCGCUACGUUAACGGUACCUCCUGGACCUUAUCAAACCAAUACGUUGAGUGGACCUGGUAUCCCUACCUCCCUGUCCUUCCCUCCUCAGACAAUCUCAUUCUCCGUGCCUCCCCACGUAGAAGCGACGCCAUCAACCACCCAACCGAUGCUUCCUCACAUCGAAGGAGUUGGAGGCCGUCCAACAAAGACCGAAGCGCAAGGCCUACAGGAGUCAUUUUGCAAGUUGGACUCCUUACUUGAGAAGUUAGCUGAACGUCUGGGGACCACGCCAGACCUCCUCCUCUCUCGCUACCUUGCAAAUAAUUCACAGGGUAGACUGAAGGGAAAGGAUAAUCCCUGGAACACGUAUCAACAGUGGGUUUUGAACAACGAUUCCAUUCUCAUCCAGGAGAUGCAACGCCUUGAAGACGAAGCAUCCGAGGAUAUUAAGUGGGAUGGCCAUUCUGAUCCCGACGCACAGCAACUCAAACUCGCCUUUUGGAAGUUCAAAGAAGAAGUCGACGAUUGGGAGCAAAUCCUCCGUGAAGCAAAAAGCAAAGCACUUCUAACGAAGCAGCUUCAACGUUACCGCCGAAAGGCGUUCGAAAAUAUUUUUGGACGGAUCAAGUCUCUGCAACAGACCGCUGAUAACCGUUAUGGCUUCAGUGGUGUCGCUAUGCUCAUCGGCAACCAGGUGAACAAUGACCAGUCACUGGCUCACAUUCACACAACGUCUAAGGUAGAAACAUUUUCCGAAGACUGUUGUUUGACAGACCAAGGUGGUCUCAUAGGACACCUACGGUCCCUUGCGUAUCACAAUGUUCGUCGCGAUAUCCUGAAGUCAGAAGUCCUUGCAGCUGCAGAGAGGCUCGAACUUUCAGUGCUGCAGUCCCCCACUGAAGGGCCUUCGAAUUCGGGAGUAGCGUCGACUUUGGCGGCUGCACCACCCUCUACGAUCAAGGAUUCGCCAGUCGAUGCCUCGUCCCAGAACGCCUCGUCAAUCAUUUUUGGCAUCAAGGUCCCGAAUUAUUCCUCUGAAAGUAAGCUGACGGAUGCAGCUAGGAUGGCACUUCGUGGCCGCGCAAGUGAAGCUGGUCUCAAUGCCGAGAGGCUCUAUUGGAAUACGCUUCAUCAGCACAUGAUAAAGGCAGGACUGGCAAUCAUUAACUGGCCCCAUUCUGUCUUGCAACCAUGGACGUCCUCCUCCUCGAGCAGCAAAGGUAUUGCAAAGCUUGACAAGGCUUCACGGAUGGCUUUGAUAGCUGCAUGCGAUGAGCACUGUCAACAGUGGCUGUCCUUUGUGUCCCGUUGUAAAGCAGAUAUCAGGAACAGCGUUGUUCCUAUACUCUCCUUCACGCCAGAUGCUGACGGUAAAAUUGGACAGAUCUUUCUGAAGCAGGUCAUGUCAAAGUCUAAACCAGCCCACAAAAGCAAGCGCAAAGCGAACGUCAAGGUCGAGGCUGAUUCGGAUUCGUUUGAAGGCGCUGACAGUGAUGAGCUCGAAAAUAGUGGCAAAGACAUCAAAAACGCUGCACCAGCCCUGGAUAAAGUAGAACAGGAGACGCCUACAGCUCGACCGCGAUCCCUACGACAUACCCGUGCUAACUCUCAGCCUCCGACUGCUGAGACUGCCUCUGUCAAGACUACGACCAAGUUGCAACCACCACCAAAAAUCCUGUCGACUGCAUCUGUCAAGAGGGUCUCGUUCCAGGUGCAGGACCAAGCGACAGCAGAGCCUUCUGCUCCUAUGAAUGCACCUCUAGCCACUGUCAUCAACGAUGACAGUAUAUCUACCUAUGCUCAGUCUAGUUACACGUCCGUCCAACGCCUUAGUGGUCUUCGUAAUAAGGUGGAUGUCAAACCACCGAUAUCCUUGGAGGAUUUGGACGACAUGGUCACUGCCAGCAAGCGUCCCUCUCCCCCUCCCACAGAUGAAGUCGACGCAAAGAGACGGCGUUGCGACAGUUACAAGGGUUCUACCCCUGCUGGACCUACAAUGGCUGAGUCGACUCAUCACCCACAUCAAGGCACCCGAGGUUCCUCUACAGACUACUCCAUGGCUACUGCACAGCAACCCCUCCCACCACCUCCACUUAUAACAGCAACUACUCACCACCUGGCACCUCCACCAUCUAGUGAGGUCAGCUUUCCUGAGGCUGUUCCCUCCCCACAUCCGCAACGUCAUUCUACUCCUUCGUCGACCAUUGACCAUCCUCAAAAUCCGACUUACAACCCAGGUUUCCAGAACCACCCCCAUCACCAGCAUCACCCGCCCCCUCCUCAGCCCCAGUUCUCGCCUGAACAAGUACAGGCGAUGAUGGCGAUGAUGGCUGCUUCCGGAUUCCAAUUCCCACCUUCCACUGGGGCUGCCCCCGCCCACCCAUUUGCAGUACCACACCAGGUGGUUAACCCGGGAGGUAGCGUCUAUCACCAAAAUGGGUACCCCAUUCCCGAUCAGUCUACCGCACACACUGGAGCUGGCCCCAACUACAUGCAUGGUGGUAACGCUGGUCAGACUCCACACCAGGGAGGAAACUCGGUGUCGGACUAG
Molecule: messenger RNA, 3060 nt
Organism: Marasmius oreades (fairy-ring Marasmius)
Lineage: Eukaryota; Fungi; Basidiomycota; Agaricomycetes; Agaricales; Marasmiaceae
Exons: 8
Coding region: 1-3060 (1019 amino acids)
Source: RefSeq, a predicted model, not a curated record